CGGCCCAAAUUGAUUACUCGAGUAAGCCAGAGGCAGGGAAGCACCGAAGCAUGCCACCAAACACCCUGCAUCAUCAUAUCACCUGCGUGCAUACCAAAAUCACCCUGAUCUUCCCUCUGUAGUGACCUGAUUUCCUCCAUCGCCAUGUGUCCUUAGCAUGAUACCACUUGACCUAUUCUUACCGUCUCCAAGACAAGACCGUGUGCCUAUCCAUCAUUGUUUGAAGCCCAAGGGCUGCGUCACAGGCCAUGGAGCCUUUGCAUCGGACAAGCAGUUCAGAGAGCCAGCAAUCGAGAAGGAGCUCGUCGGCGUCGCAUAUUCUGUCGUCUCCCUUGCUGGAUCACAAAGCACACUAUGCCGAACCCGAUGUUGCUCGACUCAGCAGCGCCGCCGUCAAGAGGGCGAGUAUCAGCAUGCCACAUCCGUUAAAGUCAAAUCCCCAUCUUUCUCCACCUCCGCGACGAGCAUCCAGGGCCCAUUCCGAGCACAAUCUGCUGGCCCACGUCCUGCAAGCACACAGGAUGGCUUCUUCCAGUCUACCGGACUCGUCUGCCAUCAUCGACGACUCGGACGCGACUCCCAUCGACACGCACCACAACAGCGAACCCAACCUCGCCGUGCCCCGCCAAGAUAACGACGACUCGAAUCGCCUUUCUUUUUCCCUCUACCAAUUGGGCUCUGCUCUGUACGACCGUGCAAGGGGCGCUGUUUCAAGUACUCCUGCCAGUUCUGUCGCCGGUUCAGAAACGGAUGCCAAAAGC
Messenger RNA from Aureobasidium pullulans EXF-150, 761 nucleotides. RefSeq lists its product as uncharacterized. The coding region runs from base 158 to 634 and encodes 158 amino acids. NCBI's taxonomy places the organism in Eukaryota, Fungi, Ascomycota, Dothideomycetes, Dothideales, Saccotheciaceae. The record is from RefSeq and is a predicted model, not a curated record. The transcript is spliced from 2 exons.